Messenger RNA from Fonticula alba, 168 nucleotides. RefSeq lists its product as hypothetical. The transcript has 2 exons. Lineage: Eukaryota; Rotosphaerida; Fonticulaceae. The record is from RefSeq and is a predicted model, not a curated record. The coding region runs from base 1 to 168 and encodes 55 amino acids.
AUGAUCCCCGCUCCCGCUCGCAUCCACACCCUUGGUGGUCAGCUUUUCGGUGGCCUCAUGUGGUCCUGGGUCUUCUACCGCAUGAAGGUGUCCAUUUUCCAUGAUGAGAGCAUCCUCGCGCACUUUGGCCUGAUUGAGCAGCCGAAGCAGCUCGGCACCCACCACUAA